This is a messenger RNA of Lentinula edodes (shiitake mushroom), 3621 nucleotides long. RefSeq lists its product as uncharacterized. Gene Ontology annotation, molecular function: calcium:proton antiporter activity. The transcript is spliced from 7 exons. The record is from RefSeq and is a predicted model, not a curated record. NCBI's taxonomy places the organism in Eukaryota, Fungi, Basidiomycota, Agaricomycetes, Agaricales, Omphalotaceae. Gene Ontology annotation, cellular component: endomembrane system; membrane. Gene Ontology annotation, biological process: calcium ion transmembrane transport; intracellular calcium ion homeostasis. The coding region runs from base 1 to 3621 and encodes 1206 amino acids.
AUGUCGGCGAAUUUGAACAUUCCCUCACCGACAUCUGAGCUUGACGAAGGCUUCGGUGAGCAGCCAUCGUCGCUGUCGUCGACGCCGACACCUUCCAGUCAUGUACAUAGAUCAAUUAGCCAAUCGGGCUCCCAGUCUUUCAGCAAUCAAUUUUGGUCUGCCGCUGACACACCUUCACACCAUUACCAAGGGACUUCGUACUUUCCUGCUCCUCGUUCCCCUUCAUCUUCGCGACAGGCGCCGCCCCCUCCAAUUCUCAUGCGGUCGUCUUCAGCUCAUUCAACGCAUUCGAUGCGCCGCGGAGUGCGAAGCACCAGUGUCAGCUCUACUGCCCGCGGAGGAUUCAGAGACGACGAGGCAUUCAGUGAAGCGGAUGAGUAUGAGGGUGAUGAAGGAGAAGGAACUCGAAAGCAACGGCGAAGUGGUGGUGGCGGUAGCAAGACCGUUUCCGUUGACGAUGAGCCGCAUGAAGACUCGGACGAGCAGCCUUUGUCGGAGCAAGAUUCUACUGGCAAAUCAGACGAUGAACCUGACCCAAUCACUCUCAAAGAACGACAGUCCCUUAUCAAUGUUGAGCAUCCUUUCGGUCUACCUAUUUGGAAACCAGCACUGUACAAGAAGUCACGCUCAGUGACUCGUUAUGCUGACGAGGCACUACAUUCUGUUCCCUCAGCGCAGGCCGAGCGUCACUUGCUUCCAGGUAACCUCUUAUGGGUAAUCAUAUUUGGCUGGUGGUUGGCUCUCGUCUGUUGGAUCGUCAGUGCAUUUUUGUAUAUUGUGCCCAAAGGCGGAAAACGAUACGCGAAUCUAGUAUUUGGUCUAGGCUGGUACAUUGCCUGGCCCUUUGGCAAAUACGUCGAGGGUGUCGCAGACGAUUUAGAUCAGGAAGAUAACGAGGAGAAUGAGCACAAUGAUGAACCUGAUGCUGAUGUUACUCCCGACACUGAUGAAGAUAGUGAUGCUCACGAGCGGCGAAGCAGUGGCUCGAGCAACACCGUCCGUGGCGUAAACGCGGAAAUCCAUCAUCAUCCAAGCCCGUCAUGGAUUCCUACUGAGCACACCUCUUUAAUUAGUACUACCCCCGCCCCAUUACCCGCCAAAUCAUAUGGUGCUUUGUCCGCAACACCCUCUUCUUCCACGUCUUCCAUUGGUCUUUCGAAGCAAGCGGCAGCACCUGACGAUCACUUCCUAGCCAAAGCAGCGUUUUGGACCUCAUUUGUGUGCAUCAUCGCGCCCCUAAUGCUGAUCGUGUGCCUCAUUUGCUGGUUUUUCGUUUUCACCAUACCAAUGGCUAAGCUCACUUGGGCGCUCAUCAAGCACAUUUUCGAACAGCCUCAAACGAUCAGGUUUUGUGCGGCUCCGCUUACGGUAGUCGUCGAUACGAUUCCGGCUUCUUCUCCAGAGCUGGAUCAACUUCACGAACAAGCUCAUGCUUCGUCUGAAUCAGCUCCCGCUCCGGACUCCCGGCUUUCCGUUAAGCAUACCAUCAGACCUACGAGGUUGACAAAAGGCCAGCGUGCUCCCUCAGGUUCACCAUGCACCGCUGUCCUGCUCUGCACCUACCGCGCACUUGGACUCAAGUACUACAAGUACACCGUCGGCGGAGUGAACAUCAUGUUCGUCAACCUCCUCGCUGUUGUCUUCUUCGCUAUUUUUGACUGGGCGGUGCUUCUUGCUUGGGUCGAAGAACUUGAGGAACAUGGACGUGUUGUCCCGAGUUUCCUAGCAGCUGUUGCGAAUCAAGGCGUCAUUUUCGUUCUUUCCCUACUUAGUGUCAUCCCACUUUCCUACUUUAUUGGUAUGGCCGUCGCCUCGAUCUCUGCUCAAAGCUCUAUCGGAAUGGGUGCAGUGAUUAAUGCGACGUUUGGUUCUAUUAUCGAAAUUCUCUUAUACUCAAUCGCCUUGUCCUCGGGUAAAGGUCGGUUGGUGGAAGGUUCGAUCGUGGGAUCGUUACUUGCUGGGGUGUUGUUGAUGCCGGGUAUGUCGAUGAUGUCCAGUGCGCUAAGGAGAAAGGAGGUCAAGUUUAACGCGAAAAGCGCGGGCGUGACGAGUAUGAUGUUGAUCAUGGCAAUUGUGGGUGCGCUGACACCGACAUUGUUCUAUCAGGUUUAUGGGACUUUCCAACUCGUCUGCACUGGAUGUCCUAGUAAUCCUUCUUCUGGGGACCCAAAUAAACCCUGGAGUUGUGAUCAAUGUUAUUUUCAACAUCCUGAUCCUGUACACGAUCCCUUCUAUCAGAGUACAGUCAAGAGCUUGAUGUUUUUUUGUGCGGCGGUAUUGAUUCUCUCGUACCUCAUCGGUCUGUGGUUCUCUCUUCGGACGCAUGCCUCACAAAUUUGGCAGAAUCCACAGCAGUUAUUAAAUCCUCUGGAUUUACCUCUGCACAACCCUUCACAUAGUCAACACCCCCAGCAAGCGUCGGGGCAUCUACGCCAGUCCCUCUAUCAUAAGUUAGUCCCGGCGAAUGUGCAACGCACCUUGUCCCACCGCGCCAGUGCGUUCAACAUCGGUGGUGGGGCGAGGCCGCAGACGCCUGUUACACCUCUCACCCCAGGCGGCACUCAGCGUCGACCGGCAUCACCCGUGUACCAAAGACGUGUCUCGUACGCGCCCGUUCCUACAUCCGGCGUUCCAACAACCCCUGCUACCGCUAUCCCGACUUUCCCACAAACCUCAUUCCUCGCUCCACCGACCUCGGCCUCCACUUCAGGAUAUGCGCCUAUCCUCGAAAGCGUCGACCAAGCUGUAAAAAACUCCAAUAUCAACUCACUGCAGUUACCGGAAACGAUGACUACAGAUGAGUUCACGAGGGCUGUUGCAGUGGCUACUGUCAGUGCUCUGAGGCAUCAGCAGCAAAGUACCCAGGGGCAUAGUCCGGCUCGACUACGGGCAAGUGGCCUGGAGUCUGAAGGCGUAGCUGGACAUGGUGGACAUGGCAGUGCCGCUGGCGGUCAUGGAGGUCAUGAUGCACCUAGCUGGAGUCGAUUCACGAGCGCGAGUGUGUUAUUGAGCUGUACGGCUUUAUAUGCUGUUAUUGCGGAAAUUCUCGUCGACGUUAUCGACGUCAUCCUCGGAGAUUCCUCUUCUGGCGGUUCUGCCAUCGACGAAAAGUUUCUCGGUGUCACUUUGUUAGCUCUGGUUCCUAACACGACGGAGUUCAUGAACGCGAUCUCGUUCGCGUUGAAUGGGAAUAUUGCGUUGAGUAUGGAGAUUGGAUCUGCAUAUGCCCUUCAAGUCUGCCUUCUUCAGAUUCCGGCAAUGGUUGCCUUUUCAGCAUGGUGGUUCCCUGAACGAAUGGGUGAGGUGGCGUAUACCUUCUCACUCAUUUUCCCUCGCUGGGACGUCAUCGCGCUCAUACUGGCCAUGUUCUUGCUGACGUAUACAUACAUCGAAGCGAAGAGCAAUUAUCAUCGGGGAAGCAUUCUCAUUCUCAGCUACCUCGUCCUCAUCGCCGGCUUCUAUUACGCCCCGCGCGCAGAGGAAAUGCUGCCCGAAGUUGAUCCUAACCAGAACCCGGUAUUGGACAACUUAGUUUCCGGCUCCUACGCCAGCCUGUCGAUGCAACAAUUCGACCACCUGACGUUCUGGGAGUAUAUGAGAUGGUAUCUAAGUGGGUGGUAA